CACACGGCAGUGUCAAUGAAAAAAUAUUCAGCCCCUUGCAUUGGCUUCGGAUAAUUUCUUUCGCUGACUCAGUGAGCAAGUCGGCGUUUGGCGCAGUUGGAGAGGAACUAGCAGCAAUGGGUACAGGGAGCAGUCGCAGGCGAGAAGCGGCCGGUGGAGGUGCAGGCGGCGCAAGCAGUGGACAGUCGGCAGGUGCUAGUGCAUUGCAGCGUAGUGCACCAAAGGCACCAACAUGUGACGUUGCGAUAUCUUACCAUGGCGAUGACAUUGCCCUUAUGCGGUACAUCCAAGGUGAGUUUGAAAGCCAGAAGCUGACUGUCUUUGCCGAUGUGGCUGAGGACACGGACAAAGAAGAAGGAAAGUCAGGGUCGGCUAUUGUUCAGGCAAAGGUAUUCGUUCUGAUCUUGAGUCCGUCAUCAGCUGAGUGCAAGUCUUGCAAUCGUGAAGUGCAGCUUGCCUACAUCUCCGACAAGCCAAUCUUCCCGGUCACUGUGCGUGAUCAUGAGGACCCAGAGCUGCAGAAAGCCAUGGACUUUGGCCUAAAGCUGACCCUUCAGCCGAUGGACUGGAUUUUUUUCACUAAUGUAGAUGAUAAGGCCACACCAAUGAAGGAGCUGACUGCCGGCGUGAGGCAGCAGAUCAAGUCAAUAGAAGAGGAGGAGGCAGGAACUGCUGGUGCCAACCAGCCAGCCAGCAACACUGGCAGUUCUGAUGCUAAGGUAGUAGCUGUGGAGUCAGUCACGGUGGAGCAGAGAAGAUCCCGUGUUACAAUGAACCGUACAGCCAAGCUGGUCACUGACAAGUCUCUCGUGCGAGCUGAGAGUGAGAUUGGUGAUGCAACGGCUAGCGCGGAUCAUGUCCCGGGCACUGCUCGCACAUUCUGGGACCGACACUUUGAAGGACAUGACACUGUUCAGUGGGAGCAGUUUAAAAAUGCUUUCCUGGAGGAGUACGGUGCCAAGCUGGAGUCGUUGGUUAGCAGUGAUCAGGAUACCAUCAAGUGGAUAUUGAAGCUGACGCAGCGCGAGGUGUUCGACGGCAAGGACACCACCAGCAAGACGAGUUUCCUGGACUUCCGCGGUCGGCGCCCCGAGCGUGAUCUGUUCUUCAAGCGUAUCUCACAGCUGGCCCUGGAGAGCUACUCAAUGCACGGCGUUUUCAGUAUGGACAGUACAGUCAGAUUGGCUGCCGUGGAAAAUCUUGGUAAAUUCAGUAGCGCCGCCGUCAUCGAAGCCUUGCUGGAUCUACUUGACGAUCCCGAUGCCAACAUACGUGCAGUUGCAGCCAUCUCUCUAGGCCGUACGGGUGCCGGACAAGCCAAGUCCAUCCCCAGGCUUAUCGCAGGUCUGGCAGACUCUGAUCGCCUUGUACGUGAGGCGUGCUGCCUCUCGCUGGGACACUUGAAGUCUGCCGAAGCCGUUCCGCACAUUGUCAACCGAUGGCGCAAUGACUUCAUCUCACACGUACGUGAGGCAGCACAUGUUGCACUGAAGAACAUCGGCGGUGAGGAGGCUGGUCGUGCUAUACACAUGACAGAGGUGCUGACAAAAGAGAUCCGCGACUUGACAUCAUGAGCGCACUCUUUUUUUCACACGCACACACACACACACGCGCGCACACACAUUGCGGUGAGCCGAUCCAUCUCUGCAGAUGAGAUCCAGCGCUCGAGCGCUCGACCGAAAGCUGUCAUUUUUUUUAGCGUGUAUGCUCCGAACUUUAAUCUCUGCUGUUAGGGGAGCAUAGUUAUCGGCUAGGUGAAAAUUAGACUUUCUACAGAGAUGUAUGAGUACUUGAAUAGGAUCCUUACCUUGAUUCAUCACGUGUCUAGUGCAGCAAUCUCCCACCUGCUGGUACCAUCUGUUACAAUAUAUUUGCAACUCACCUUUUAAAAGAAGCUCAUUGCUAGUACCAUCUGUUACAUCUAUUUGCAGCUCAUCUUAAGAAGCUCAUGUAUCUACUCUCUCCUGACGGUAGAGGGGUCGAAAGUUUACAAUCCCCGGUGUUAUAGGCUGUUUCAUUUCUUUUAUACUUCAAUUUAUAGAUUAAGUCUGAGUACGUAAUGCGUGGUGAUAAUUUCGGCUAUGAAAUAAUAGUGCCAUCACAUGUUUUUAGACAGA
Messenger RNA from Sycon ciliatum, 2117 nucleotides. RefSeq lists its product as uncharacterized. The record is from RefSeq and is a predicted model, not a curated record. NCBI's taxonomy places the organism in Eukaryota, Metazoa, Porifera, Calcarea, Leucosolenida, Sycettidae. Gene Ontology annotation, biological process: signal transduction. Gene Ontology annotation, molecular function: oxidoreductase activity. The transcript is spliced from 10 exons. The coding region runs from base 117 to 1574 and encodes 485 amino acids.